AUGAGAAGCUAAAGCAUGGUGAUGAGACCACCAAGGUUGGGAGGCCUAGGAAGCGUUGGGUGAAGAAAAUGAAGGGAGGGAUUCGGCUAUCUCGUUCCAGAAAACUUAUUUUCAAGGCCUUUUCCAUGGUAGUGUUGGCAGGCAGGGUUGCGAGGGUGUAUGCUGACAUUAUAGAUCGAAUGAAGAUGGAUGGUUUCUGUCCCAACAUCAUCUUCUCCACUCAGUGGGGACUUCCUGUUUUAUCUCACCCCUCUCUUAAAUGUAGAAAGACUACAUUUUCGUAAUUUAAUUUGAAUGAUUAAACUUAUUUAUAGCUGUACUGUGUUGAUUGUGUCUUCAAUCUUUUUGGUUCUGUUUUUCUUUCGACUUAUUAAUUAAUCUUCUUUUUUACUACUAAUUGAGUUGAGUGAACCAAGUCCUGAGAUUUCCACAUUCCAAGAGGCUUAUCGAUUUCCAAUAAUAAUAGUAAUUGCUUUCA
This is a messenger RNA of Rubroshorea leprosula, 478 nucleotides long. The record is from the annotation of a GenBank genome assembly. NCBI's taxonomy places the organism in Eukaryota, Viridiplantae, Streptophyta, Magnoliopsida, Malvales, Dipterocarpaceae.